AUGUCUAGAGAUUCGUAUGGUCCAUCUAACUUGAGUUCCGGAGGUGGUGGUGGUAAUCGUUCUCCUAGAAGUUCUAGGCGUCUCGGCGAGCUUCCCACCGUCGACAGAUCGCCAUCUAGAAAUUAUCCCAGCAGAGGAAGUCCAAUUGGAAGAAAAAGCAAACCAUCACGAUCGGGAAACAAUUCUCCCGAACAUGGUUACGGUCAUUAUAUAAAUUCAUCUUAUUACCGGGAAGAAGAUUUAGGAAGUCCGAUAAUGAUGGAAGAAAGAGGAAGAUCGAUUGGUGGGAGUCACCACCGUUCGAGGAGUGCGACUCGUGCUCCGGUGGGACAAUCCAUGUCGGUCAGAUAUCAAUCCUUGGAUCGUGGAGGAUUGGGAGAUGUGUCUCACGAUCGGGAGUUUAUCCCGAUAAAAGAACCCCGAGAUCGUUCGUUGGAACGUGGAGCACUCAGGGACAGGGGAACGUAUUUGGAAGAUGAUUUUUACAUAGGACGUUCUCGUCAAUCUCCCAAUCCUCACCACGUAUCAUCUCGUGACGGGGGUAGUUUUAUCGGUGAAUUACAAUAUCAAAAUAGUGAUUUGCAAAGAGAGUUAUCUAAUUUAAAAAAAGAACUCGAACUCACAAAUCAAAAAUUAGGCUCCAGCAUGCACAGUAUUAAAACUUUUUGGAGUCCUGAGCUUAAAAAAGAGCGAGCACUCAGAAAAGAAGAAAGCGCUAAAUAUAGUUUGAUAAAUGAUCAGCUAAAACUUCUUAAUUCUGAAAAUCAAAAACAAGCGAUGCUGGUUCGACAGUUGGAAGAAGAAUUAAGAUUAAGAAUGAGAAAUCCAAAUAUUGAAAUGCAAGCACAAAUGGACGCCCUUUUUUCAGAAAACGAACAUCUUACAAGAGAAGUUUCAAUAUUAAGAGAAACAAUAAGAGAACUUGAAUUAAGAUUGGAAACUCAAAAGCAAACCCUUCAAGCUCGAGAUGAAAGCAUAAAAAAACUUCUGGAAAUGCUUCAAACUAAAGGUAUAGGUAAGUCGUUAAUAAACGCAAACUGGAAGUUUAUCGAUAUUUUAUAUUAA
This is a messenger RNA of Pediculus humanus corporis (human body louse), 1065 nucleotides long. RefSeq lists its product as uncharacterized. Gene Ontology annotation, cellular component: cytoskeleton of presynaptic active zone. Gene Ontology annotation, molecular function: structural constituent of presynaptic active zone. The transcript has 3 exons. NCBI's taxonomy places the organism in Eukaryota, Metazoa, Arthropoda, Insecta, Psocodea, Pediculidae. Bases 1 to 1065 code for a protein of 354 amino acids. Gene Ontology annotation, biological process: regulation of synaptic plasticity; neuromuscular synaptic transmission; maintenance of presynaptic active zone structure. The record is from RefSeq and is a predicted model, not a curated record.